This is a messenger RNA of Hevea brasiliensis (rubber tree), 1314 nucleotides long. Its product is annotated as zinc finger protein ZAT10. The record is from RefSeq and is a predicted model, not a curated record. The transcript has a single exon. Gene Ontology annotation, biological process: response to stress. The coding region runs from base 227 to 949 and encodes 240 amino acids. NCBI's taxonomy places the organism in Eukaryota, Viridiplantae, Streptophyta, Magnoliopsida, Malpighiales, Euphorbiaceae. Gene Ontology annotation, molecular function: DNA-binding transcription factor activity.
AUAUACUUAGCACGCCCCUUACUUCACUCCAACAACUCAUAUCAAGUGUUCACACGCCUCUUUUCUUUCCACUCAUCAAGCACCUUCCUCCUCAAUUUUCCCAGAAUUGCAAACCCAGCACACUUCGUCGUCGUCUGUCACCUUCUUAUUUAAUAACACCAUCCCUCUUUGUUUCUUCACUCACUUCAAUUUCUCUUGCUUUUUCUCCGUCAUCACUCUCGCUGAUAUGGCUCUUGAAGCUCUGAAUUCCCCAUCUUCUCUGUUGCAUAAUGAUAUAGAACUUCAUUCCCAUGAACCUUGGGUUAAGAGAAAACGAACUAAGCGUUCACGCUUGGAAUUGGAAGAUUCCCCUACUGAAGAGGAAUACUUAGCUCUCUGCCUUCUCAUGCUUGCCAAUGGCACCCACGACCACCAAGACACACCACCUCCCCCGCCAUCGUUAAAACUCAGCUAUAAGUGCAAAGUUUGCAACAAAGCCUUCCCAACUUAUCAGGCUCUAGGUGGACACAAGGCUAGCCAUCGGAAACUUAUGGGAGUAGUUGACGACCAAUCUAACCUUCCUAUGGUAACUACUACUUCCAAAACACCCUCUUCGGUUAGUUUAAGUGGCAGGACUCACGAAUGUUCCAUCUGCCAUAGAACUUUUCCCUCCGGACAGGCUCUGGGAGGACACAAACGGCGCCACUAUGAUGGUGGAAGUAACAGUGGCGGCGGCAAUAGCGGUGACAAUGAAAAUAAAGGAUUGGAAGUUCUGAAUUCGAGCCUGAUUAGUCAACUUGACUUUGACUUGAACGUUCCUGUCUUGCCGGAGUUUCCAUUGGUUUAUGUUGACCGCAAGCUAAAAAGUAAACUUCCCGGCGAGGAAGAGGUGGAGAGUCCUCUUCCCGAGAUCCGGCACCGACCACUUACAGUGAUUGAGACGGCGAAGAUGCAUGGAAUUCACCUAUAAUCAGAGCCUGAUUAGUCAACUAGACUUUGACUUGAACGUUCCUGUCUUGUCGGAGUUUCCAUUGGUUGAUGUUCACCGCAAGCCAAAAAGUAAACUUCCCGGCGAGGAAGAGGUGGAGAGUCCUCUUCCCGAGAUCCGGCAGUGGCCACUUACAGUGAUUGAGACGGCGAAGAUGCAUGGAAUUCACCUAUGAUCAAAGCUUGAUCAUGAAGAUAAUUAUUAGAGUGGACUUUUUUUUUAUUUUUAAUGUAAUUUUUUUAAUAUAUAUUUUUUAAAAAUUAAAUUUGUGUGGAUAUAAUUAUUCAAUAAUUAAUAGUUUUUGCUUGCCUAUAUGGCUGAAUAAAUUGCGAAGUCAAAUUCAAUCA